AUGCAUUCCUUCUUUCAUUCGUUCAUUCUUUUAUUCUUUCAUUCUUUCAUUCUUUUAUUCUUUCUUUUGUAUUUUCAUUCUUUAUUUCGUUCUUUAUUUCGUUCUUUCAUUCUUUCUUUAUUCUUUCUUUCUUUCUUUCAUUCUGUGUUUCAUUCUUUCUUUCAUUCUUUCUUUCAUUCUUUUUUGGAAUUUUGUUUCAUUCUUCCAUUCUUUCUUUCUUUACUUCUUUCUUUCAUUCUCUCAAUUUUCUUUAAUUCUUUCAUUCUUUUUUCAUUCUUAUUUGUUCUUUAUUUCUUUCAUUCAUUCAUUCAUUCAUUCUAUCCUCUUUCUUUCUUUUUUUCUUUCUUUCUUUCUUUCUUUCUUUCUUUCAUUCUCCGUAUUUCAUUCUUUAUCAUUUCUUUUUUACUUUCUUUAUUCUUUCUUUCAUUCUUUUUUCAUUCCUUCUUUCUUUCAUUCUUUCCUUAUUUCUUUCUAUUUUCUUUCAUUCUUUCUUUCAUUCAUCUUUUAUUUUUCAUUCUUUCUUUCUUUCUUUAUUCUUUUUUUCUUUCAUUCUUUCUGUCCUCAUUCUUUCUUUCUUUCAUUCUUUCAUUCUUUCUUUCUUUCGUACUUUGUAUUUUCAUUAUUUCUUAUUUUCUUUCUUCUUUCCUUCUUUCUUUCUUUCAUUCAUUUUUUCUUUCGUUCUUUCUUUCUUUCUUUCAUUCUUUCUUUCUUUCGUCCUUUGUAUUUUCAUUAUUUCUUAUUUUCUUUCUUCUUUCGUUCUUUCUUUCUUUCAUUGAUUUUUUCUUUCGUUCUUUCUUUCAUUUUUUUUUCAUUCUUUCUUUUUUCGUCCUUUUAUUUUCAUUUUUCUUUUUUUUUCUUUCUUCUUUCUUUCUUUCUUUCUUUCAUUCAUUUUUUCUUUCGUUUUUUUUUUUCUUUCUUUCUUUCUUUCUUUCUUUUUUUUCGUCCUUUGUAUUUUCAUUAUUUCUUAUUUUCUUUCUUUUUUUUCUUUCUUUUUUCAUUGUUUUUCUUUCGUUCUUUCUUUCUUUCUUUCUUUCAUUCUUUCUUUCUUUCGUCCUUUGUAUUUUCAUUAUUUCUUAUUUUCUUUUCUUCUUUCCUUCUUUCUUUCUUUCAUUCAUUUUUCUUUCGUUCUUUUUUUUCUUUCUUUCAUUCUUUUCUUUCUUUCGUCCUUUGUAUUUUCAUUAUUUCUUAUUUUCUUUCUUCUUUUCUUUCUUUCUUUCUUUCAUUCAUUUUUUUCUUUCGUUCUUUCUUUCUUUCUUUCAUUCUUUUUUCUUUCGUCCUUUGUAUUUUCAUUAUUUCUUUUUUUUUUUCUUCUUUCUUUCUUUCUUUCUUUCAUUUUUCUUUUUUCUUUCUUUCUUUCUUUCUUUCUUUCAUUCUUUCUUUCGUCCUUUGUAUUUUCAUUAUUUCUUAUUUUCUUUUCUUCUUUCGUUCUUUCUUUUUUCAUUGAUUUUUUCUUUCGUUCUUUCUUUCUUUCUUUCAUUCUUUCUUUCUUUCGUCCUUUGUAUUUUCAUUAUUUCUUAUUUUCUUUUUUCUUUCUUCUUUCUUUUCUUUCAUUUUUUUUUUUUCGUUUUUCUUUCUUUCUUUCUUUCAUUCUUUCUUUCUUUCGUCCUUUGUAUUUUCAUUAUUUCUUAUUUUCUUUUCUUCUUUCUUUCUUUCUUUCUUUCAUUUUCAUUUUUUCUUUCGUUCUUUUCUUUCUUUUCUUUCAUUCUUUCUUUCUUUCGUCCUUUGUAUUUUCAUUAUUUCUUAUUUUCUUUCUUCUUUCUUUCUUUCUUUCAUUCAUUUUUUCUUUCGUUCUUUCUUUCUUUCUUUCUUUCUUUCUUUCAUUCUUUCUUUCUUUCGUCCUUUGUAUUUUCAUUAUUUCUUAUUUUCUUUUUCUUCUUUCUUUCUUUCUUUCAUUCAUUUUUUCUUUCGUUCUUUCUUUCUUUCUUUCUUUCUUUCAUUCUUUCUUUCUUUCGUCCUUUGUAUUUUCAUUAUUUCUUAUUUUCUUUCUUCUUUCGUUCUUUCUUUCUUUCAUUCAUUUUUUCUUUCGUUCUUUCUUUCUUUCAUUCUUUCUUUCUUUCGUCCUUUGUAUUUUCAUUAUUUCUUAUUUUCUUUCUUCUUUCUUUCUUUCUUUCUUUCAUUGAUUUUUUCUUUCGUUCUUUCUUUCUUUCUUUCUUUCAUUCUUUCUUUCUUUCGUCCUUUGUAUUUUCAUUAUUUCUUAUUUUCUUUCUUCUUUCCUUCUUUCUUUCUUUCAUUCAUUUUUUCUUUCGUUCUUUCUUUCUUUCUUUCAUUCUUUCUUUCUUUCGUCCUUUGUAUUUUCAUUAUUUCUUAUUUUCUUUCUUCUUUCCUUCUUUCUUUCUUUCAUUCAUUUUUUCUUUCGUUCUUUCUUUCUUUCUUUCAUUCUUUCUUUCUUUCGUCCUUUGUAUUUUCAUUAUUUCUUAUUUUCUUUCUUCUUUCUUUCUUUCUUUCUUUCAUUCAUUUUUUCUUUCAUUCUUUCUUUUGUCAUUCUUUUGUUUCAUUCCUUUUUCUUUCCCGUUUGUGUCUGACUCUCCAUUCUCUCAUACAUUUUUCGUCACACCACUCUCUUUUUCUCUGUCAUUCUUUUUACUGUCGCUUUUCUCUCUCCCUCAUUUCUUACACCUCGUUCUUUCUCCUUCUAGAUUUUCUUUCGCAAUCCAUUCUCUUUAUUCUUACAUUUCAUUCACUCUCUCGUUUUCUUCUCUCUCUUCUCUUUCUUCUCACUAUUAUUUCUUUUUCUUAUCUCCUCUUCUUCUCUUCCUCCAGUCUUUACCUUCUCUUUCAUCGCGUUCUCACUUUUCUCGUCUCUUUUUUUUUUACUCACUCCCGUCUUCUUUUUAUUUCCCCCCUCUUCUCUUCUUCUCUUCCCCCACUUCUCUUUUUACUUUCUCCUCCACUUCUCUAUUUGGUUUCUUUCUUCUUCUCUCUCUCUUCUUUUUUCUUUUCUCCUCCCCUUCUCUCUUUCCCAACUCUUUCCCCCUCUCUCUGCCUCUUAACUUUCUAUCUCUUUUCUCUCUCUCUCAUUUCUCGCAACUUUCACCUUCUCUUUCUCUAUGUUGCUUCUUUUUUUUUUUGUUUGUUUAUUUCCUCUCUCCUUCACUUCUCGCUCACUUUUUCUCUCUCUCUCUCUUGUUCCCUGUUUCGCUUUUCUCUCUCUUUGCUCUCUCUUUCUUUUCUCGUAACUCCUCUCUGUUUUUCUUAGUCGCUCUCUUUUCUUUCUCGUGUCCCACUCUCUUUCUCUUUGAUCUCAUUUUCUCUGCUAUGUACGGCAUUGUGUUGCAAAAAAUGAUGACUUUGCGAAAAAGUAAGUAUGGGAACACUUUGGGACCAGAGAAAAUCUCUCUUAUAUCCGGGUUUCUCUUAUAUCCGGGUUUCUCUAUCUGGGUCACACUGUAUUUAUUUUGUCUUUCCUUUGGGAAUUCUAUUUUUUUUAUUUCGUUCUUUCUUUCUUUCUUUCUUUCUUUCUUUCUUUCUUUCUUUCUUUCAUUCUGUCUUUCUUUUUCUUUGAUUCUUUCUUUUUUUUUCAUUCUUUUUACUUUCUUUCUUUCUUUCUUUCUUUUUUUCAUUCUUUUUACUUUCUUUCUUUCUUUUUUUCUUUUUUUUCAUUCUUUUUACUUUCUUUCUUUCUUUUUUCAUUCUUUUUUCUUUCUUUUUUUUCAUUCUUUUACUUUCUUUCUUUUUUUCAUUCUUUUUUUUCUUUCUUUUUUCAUUCUUUUACUUUUUUCUUUCUUUCUUUCUUUUUUUUCAUUCUUUUUACUUUCUUUCUUUUUUUCUUUUUUUUCAUUCUUUUUACUUUCUUUCUUUCUUUUUUUUCAUUCUUUUUACUUUCUUUCUUUUUUUUUCAUUCUUUUUACUUUCUUUCCUUCUUUCUUUUUUUUUCAUUCUUUUUACUUUCUUUCUUUCUUUCUUUCUUUUUUUUUUUUUUUCAUUCUUUUUACUUUCUUUCUUUCUUUCUUUCAAUUUUCUACUUUUCUACUUUUUGGUACCCUUUUUUAUUGUUAUUUACACAAAGCUGUACCAUUCUUUCGUGUGGGUCGUGCGGGACUCUGGGUUGUAAAAUGGAACGAUGCACCGGUGAGUCAUGGGUAA
This is a messenger RNA of Acanthosepion pharaonis, 4083 nucleotides long. Lineage: Eukaryota; Metazoa; Mollusca; Cephalopoda; Sepiida; Sepiidae. The record is from the annotation of a GenBank genome assembly.